UUUAUAUCUCCGAGAGCCAUUCCCAAUUAGUUCUCAACUUUCUUCGGAGGAUUUUGCUCUCUCAAAUCUAUCUCAAGAUCAUUGCUAGCUUUUCGAAUUUUUAAUUCACAGAGAAGCUUCGUUGAAUCUUUGUUGGAUUCACAAAAUUUCAGUGGAUUCCUGAAGUAAUUCAACCAUUUACCUCGUUUUUUGGCCUCCACAGAUUGGAUCGAGAUAUCUGACUGCUGACCCAAAUUUCUGGUUUGAAAUAACUCUGUAAUCCACAGUUUUUGUAGAGAUGGAAGUUUCGGUGAUUGGAAGCUCACAGGUAAAUCUCACAAAGGUAAACGAUACUGGAUUCUGUAACUAUAGCAGGAGUUUGAAUGCUAAGAUCUGGAGAUUGAAGAACAGUAAUUCCAAGGGGUGCAAUUUUGUCCGAAAUCGAGGGUUAUCGUUUCCUUCACGAUCGGAAACUGGUUGUAGCCUUAGAGCAUCUGCCUCUGUGCAAACUGAAGCUCUAGUUUCUGAGAAAGCUUCAGAAAUGGCCACGACCAGACCUAUUGAUGGCGUGAAAUUAUACGUAGGUUUGCCACUAGACACAGUCUCCGCCUCCAAUACACUAAACCACGCCCGCGCCAUAGCUGCAGGGCUUAAGGCUUUGAAGUUAUUAGGCGUAGAUGGUGUCCAACUACCGUUGUGGUGGGGAAUAGCUGAACAGGAAGCUGCAGGGAAAUACAACUGGUCUGGCUACCGAUCUGUCGUCGAAAUGAUCCAAAACUUGAAUCUCGAGCUUCACAUCUCGCUGAAUUUCCAUGCUCCUGAUGAAGAAUAUGCAGUUUCUCUUCCACAAUGGAUUAAUCGAAUCGGUGAAUCCGAUCCGAGCAUUUUUUUCACAAAUCGAUCGGGACAGCAGUACAAAAACUGCCUCUCAUUGGCUGUGGAUGAUCUUCCAGUUUUAGAUGGGAAGACUCCACUCGAAGUCUACAAAUGCUUCUUCGAAAAUUUCAAGUCUGAAUUCUCACCAUUCUUCGGUUCAACAAUUAAGAGCUUGUCGAUCGGGCUAGGUCCAGACGGCGAGCUACGAUAUCCAUCGAACAACCAUCCAUCGCAAACCAACUCUCAUUUGAGCGCCGGAGAAUUCCAAUGCUACGACAAACACAUGCUCCUCAACCUGAAGAACCACGCCGAAUCACACAGUAACCCGUUAUGGGGUCUCGGAGGCCCUCACGACGCCCCGACCCACGACCAAUCUCCGCUCUCCGGAAACUUCUUCGCCGAACACGGUGGAUCUUGGGAGACCCCGUACGGCGAUUUCUUCCUUUCAUGGUAUUCCGGCGAGCUUGAACGCCACGGCGACCAGAUCUUGUCCCUCGCCGCCUCGACCUUUAGCGACUCUCCCGUCACAUUGGCUGGAAAACUCCCCCUCGAGCAUGCAUGGUCGAAUCUCCGAUCGCACCCGUCGGAGCUAACGUCGGGAUUCUACAACACAGCGAAUAGAGACGGUUACGACGACAUUGUCGAUAUUUUCGCGAGAAAUUCGUGCAGGAUGAUCCUCCCCGGAAUGGAGUUAUCCGACGAGGACUUUUCCGGCGAAUGUCGCUCCGGCCCCGGGUCGCUAUUUGAUCAAAUCGUGUCAUCUUGCGGGAGGCGCGGCGUCGGGGUGUCGGGACAGAAUUUGUCGCCGCCGCCGUCGUCGUCGUUGGCCGGAGGAGGAUUCCGGCGGAUUAAGGAGAAUUUGUUGAGUGAAAAUGGUGUGGUGGAUUUGUUCAUGUACCAAAGGAUGGGAGCUUAUUUCUUCUCGCCGGAGCAUUUUCCGGCGUUCACGCAGUUCGUCCGCAGCCUGAAUCAGGCGGCGGCCGCGGAGCAGAGCUCCGACGACUUGCCGGUGGAAGGUGCGGUGUCGAUCUCAUCGGCAGUCUCUGGUAUGAACUUACAAAUGCAGGCUACUGUGUAGUUUAGAAUAUAUUGUGUACAUUCGGCAUUGAGAACAAACAUAUUGAAUGUGCUUUUAUAUGUAUAAAUAAAUAUAUAUAUAUAUAUUAUAUAUUUAUGUAUGUUUAUAAUUAA
Messenger RNA from Andrographis paniculata, 2046 nucleotides. Its product is annotated as inactive beta-amylase 9-like. Gene Ontology annotation, molecular function: beta-amylase activity. Lineage: Eukaryota; Viridiplantae; Streptophyta; Magnoliopsida; Lamiales; Acanthaceae. The transcript is spliced from 3 exons. Bases 278 to 1933 code for a protein of 551 amino acids. Gene Ontology annotation, biological process: polysaccharide catabolic process. The record is from RefSeq and is a predicted model, not a curated record.